UAUUCUGAAGCUGAAUCCACUGUGUCAAAAGACUGUUCUAUUUGGAAGAGUAGAUAACCUAGAGUCUAAAAGAUGAGUCAAAGAGUUCAAACUGAGGAUAUGGGUUCUCCUGUUAGAUCAAAGUUUACAGCGUCUUUACGUGCAGUUAAUAUUCAGGAUGAUGCAGAAAAACGGUUAAUUCAACAGAGUUAUUAUAUACCAAAUAAAGGAGAGGAAGACACUUUUUUCGAAUAUUCGGACUCUGAUGGUGAUCAUUUUCUUGAGCAUCAUAUCAGCCGAUCUACUUCCACAUCAUCCAACAUUACUGAACCGUCAUUGAGUGAUGCAGCUUCUGCAGAUACCACUAAAAUGUAUUUGUGUUGGAAAUCCUUUAGUGGAAGUGACAUUGAUGAACUCAUCGGACAUCUGAGUCUUAAUGAAACAUUAGAAACAUCAAAACCCUCAGAAAUUCAAAAAAUGACAGAUGCAGAAUUGCGUUUGGAACUAAUUUCUUAUGGCAUUAAAGUUGGUCCGAUUGCGCCUGUAAGAAAGCAGUAUGAAAAAAAACUUGUUUUGUGCAGGAAGGAAAGGAUGGGUAAUCAUUGUUCGAAUGUUAAAUGCAUCAUGCCAUAUUCACCAGAAUUAUGCAGCUUGUUUAUUUCCACACAAUUGCCAAGUAAUGAUAAUGAAGAUGACAAUACUUUGAGAUGUGAAUUUGACAAUCCUAAAGUAGAACAACGGGAUGGUAACUCUAAAGAUUGUUUUACUUACUUCCUCUUGGAUCCAAGGAUUACUAAAGAUUUGCCUUUGCAAAUAAACCAACGAAAUGAGAAAGAAUGCUUAAAGAUUUUCUCAGGUGCAAUAUUUUAUGUCGGUAAAGGAAAAGGCUUAAGACCAUUUGAUCAUUUCAAAGCCGCUAUUCGUUCAAGGACACAAGAUCAACGCAGUGAUAAGCUGGAGCACAUUCUAGAUAUAUGGGAAAAUGACUAUGGUGUUGUAUUACAUUAUGUUUUCCAAAACGUUGUUUCAGAGGAAGCAUAUACAAGAGAAGCAGCAAUGAUAGCUGCUUUAAGUGUUCCUCAUUUGACUAACUGUCAACAUGGACCACGCUAUGGUCCGGCAAGCAAGUGGUCACCAUCACGCUUACAAGAUUAUGGUGCAUUUCUUAUUGUAUCCGCUAUGCGUACUUUUAUGGGUGAGGUUGAACGACAAAUUAGAUCGAGACAAAUUCCAAUUCCAAAACAACGAAACAGAAAAACAAUUUAAUCAUGAAUUAGUUGUGCCUGGUCAUUAUAAAUACAGUAUGUAUAUAUAGUAUAAAUAUAAUCCUUGUUAUGAUAGAUAUAAGUUGUUGUAAACCUUUUGUUAUUAACAGUUGGUGUUCAAAUUUUGGAUAAUAUGAUUUGUUAUGGCACAGAUUUAAAAGUGUGUCCUGUAGUUUUUGGUUUUUCCCAUAAAUCUUCAAUAACUUGAAACAAAAUUUAAUGAUUUCACUCUAUAAAAUAUUUACCAUACUGCAUACGAUUGCGUAAUUAGUGAGUAAUUAACGAUUACUUUUCUUUUUGUUUAAAAGCGUUAAUUCUAGAAUGUACCUUUAACAUUAAUUAAUCGAUUGUAUUUGAUAGAUUAUUUCUUAGCUUAUAGUCUUAUAAACCAUAGUGUAUAAAAUCGUUUAAUUAAUGAGUAAUUAAUAAUUAGAACGCUUGCGAGUCAAGUAAACUGCCAUACAUCGGUAACCGUUAUUAACACAUGCAGUAAUCGAUAACUUUUAGCUUUGUUUACGUUGCUGCAGUACAAUUAUAAAUAAAACGUGUAUAUAG
Ciona intestinalis (vase tunicate) is the source of this 1799-nucleotide messenger RNA. The record is from RefSeq and is a predicted model, not a curated record. Lineage: Eukaryota; Metazoa; Chordata; Ascidiacea; Phlebobranchia; Cionidae.